AUGGAUAAUUCGACUGAAAUGCUGAUUUUUCUACAAGUACUGAAUGAUACGAAGUCAAACAAACAGACAUACUUUGUCGUCACUCUUCUCGUUUACCAUUUUACUAUUUUAGUGAAUCUGACUUUGAUCGUGACAAUUAUUUUAGAUAGAAUGCUCCAUGAGCCCAUGUUUAUAUUUCUGUGCAACCUGUGUGUAAAUGGGAUAUUUGGCGCCUCUACAUUUUAUCCGAAAAUAUUGGUGGACUUUUUAUCUGACGUGAGUGUUACUCCGUAUAAAGCUUGUCUCGCUCAAAUGUUUGUAAUAUACAGCUACGUCUUCUGCGAAAUCACCACGUUAGCGGUGAUGGCUUAUGACAGGUACGUCGCAAUAUGCAAACCACUCAAUUACCACUCCAUCAUCACGCCUGGCAAGGUGGUUAAAUUUUUGAUUUUUACCUGGCUGUUUUCCAUCUGUGAGUCAGCAAUUGCUAUCUGCCUGGUUGCCAGACUACCUCUCUGUGGAUUCCGUAUCGAAAAGCUGUACUGCUCCGCCUGGCCAGUGGUAAAGCUGUCAUGUGUAGAUACCACUAUCAACAAUGUAUACGGGUCCGUCCUCAUGGUUUUACACGUUUUACAAGCACUGGUGAUCUUGUUUUCCUAUGUUAAUAUCAUCAAGGCAUCUGUGCGAUCGCAGGAAGAACGGAGUAAAUUCAUGCAGACCUGUCUGCCCCAUUUGAUCUCAUUGACAAACUUCUCGGUAGCAAUCGUUUUUGACAUCAUGUACGCUCGCUAUGGUUCCACCACCAGCAUGCAGUCUCUCCGUAAUUUCAUGUCCCUGGAGUACCUCGUUGUUCCACCGAUGCUAAACCCCCUCAUCUACGGCCUGAAACUAAGCCAAAUCCGCCGGAGAAUCUUUAGAAUUUGUAGCCGGAAAAGAGAUGUUCUUAAAUGA
Messenger RNA from Conger conger (European conger), 930 nucleotides. RefSeq names its product olfactory receptor 8I2-like. The transcript has a single exon. Bases 1 to 930 code for a protein of 309 amino acids. Gene Ontology annotation, biological process: G protein-coupled receptor signaling pathway. Gene Ontology annotation, molecular function: G protein-coupled receptor activity; olfactory receptor activity. Lineage: Eukaryota; Metazoa; Chordata; Actinopteri; Anguilliformes; Congridae. Gene Ontology annotation, cellular component: membrane. The record is from RefSeq and is a predicted model, not a curated record.